This is a messenger RNA of Lolium rigidum, 1150 nucleotides long. Its product is annotated as CDP-diacylglycerol--glycerol-3-phosphate 3-phosphatidyltransferase 1, chloroplastic. Gene Ontology annotation, biological process: cardiolipin biosynthetic process. Gene Ontology annotation, molecular function: cardiolipin synthase activity. NCBI's taxonomy places the organism in Eukaryota, Viridiplantae, Streptophyta, Magnoliopsida, Poales, Poaceae. The transcript is spliced from 8 exons. Gene Ontology annotation, cellular component: membrane; mitochondrion. The record is from RefSeq and is a predicted model, not a curated record. The coding region runs from base 1 to 954 and encodes 317 amino acids.
AUGGCAUUCCUCAAAACCCUAAACCCUCUCCUCCGCCGGACCCGCACCCUCCCGAAUCCGAGCUCGCCCCUCUCCCACCACACCUUCUCCGCCCCUUCCCGCACCGCCGCCCCGCCCUUCGCCGCCUCGGCUGCUUUCCGCGCCAGCCCCCGCGGACCGCUAUUCCUCCCCUCCGCCCCAUGGAUGCCCUCGCAGUCCCCCAGGCCGUUCACCGCCGCCGCCGCCGCUUUCCGCGCGAAGCCCCACAGGGCUCGCGCCGUUGCCGGCGGCGGCGCGCAGGCCGUGGCGGACGCGGUGCGGUGGGAGCCCAAGCGGGUCUACGGAAGCGAGGCUGCGGACGAGGGUGCUGCUGGACGCGAGAGGUUCCUGAAUCUGCCCAAUUUGGUGUCGCUCGGGCGCAUGGCGUCGGGUCCGCUCAUUGGAUGGAUGAUUGUGAAUGGAUGGUAUCUUCCUGCUUUUGGCACACUAGCUUUGUCUGGUGCUAGUGAUUGGUUGGAUGGGUUCUUAGCAAGAAAGAUGGGCAUCAAUUCUGUAAUUGGAUCAUAUCUGGACCCGUUGGCUGACAAGGUAUUGAUUUGCAGUGUCGCCGUAGCUAUGGUUGAAAAGGAGCUCUUACAUCCUGGCCUUGUUGGCCUGGUGGUUGUAAGAGACUUUCUCCUGGUGGGUGGUGCUUUCUACAAACGAGCUUCGAGCCUAGGAUGGAAGUGGAACAGUUGGUCAGACUUCACCAACUUAGACGCAAUUCACCGUGAGAAGGUUGAGCCCCUAUUCAUCAGCAAGGUGAAUACAGUAUUCCAGUUGAUGUUGGUUGCUGGUGCGCUCCUUCAGCCAGAAUAUGGCACAGAAGAGACUCAGAAUUAUAUUACAUACUUGAGCUGGUUGGUAGCUACAACAACAAUGGCAUCCACCGUAGGUUAUGGUGUGAAAUACUAUCAGCUCAGACCGAGACGAUGACUGUUAUUGCCUGCAUUUUUUCUUCUUGAUGCCUGAUUGUGCUGCUGCUAGUGAGAGCAUGUCUUCGGCUACUGGUGCAAAACUAAGUGAAGUCGACCACCUUUUUACAACAGGAUGUUAAAUACCAGCAGGAUCACAAAUUGUGGAUUCAGCAUUUACUUGUGAGUUCAUGGCCUGUUCAAUCUGAAGAAAUGGA